Triticum aestivum (bread wheat) is the source of this 559-nucleotide messenger RNA. Its product is annotated as zinc finger protein 2-like. The transcript has a single exon. Lineage: Eukaryota; Viridiplantae; Streptophyta; Magnoliopsida; Poales; Poaceae. The record is from RefSeq and is a predicted model, not a curated record. Gene Ontology annotation, molecular function: DNA-binding transcription factor activity. Bases 104 to 460 code for a protein of 118 amino acids.
UCUGCUUCCAUUCAUGGCCACCACUCCACUAUAAAACUCAGUCUCCACCGGCCGCCACUAAGAGCUCACACCUCCUCGUCUCACCAUCUUCUCCGAUUAGUUCAUGGAGGCUCAAGAUCCCUCUUCAGCAGCAGCAGCUCCCCUGGACCUGUCUCUCACGCUGGCCCCCAUGUCACCUUGGGAUAAUCAUCAUUCUCGCGGUGGCGGCCGCCGCCGCGGUGGUGGCGGCAAGAGAUCGAGGCUCUUCUCUUGCCUAUUCUGCGAGAGGAAGUUCUUCAAGUCGCAGGCGCUAGGAGGCCACCAGAACGCGCACCGGAAGGAGCGGGUCAUUGGCAGCUGGAACGCCCACCUGUACCUCCCUGACCAUCAUGGUGACGCCGUGCAAACCACUGCAACCGCGCGCCUUGAUGACAACGACGACCACAAGCUUCAGGAGCUUGAUCUUAACCUCAAGCUUUGAUUAGCUCUAGCUCGUGUGUACGUGUUAUGACCGGCAUAGGGGCUUAGCCCAGUGGGUUAUGGCCCAAGUAUCUUAAUUAGGGGCUUAGCCCAAUUAUCU